Eupeodes corollae is the source of this 1531-nucleotide messenger RNA. RefSeq names its product neurotrimin (gene dpr14). Gene Ontology annotation, cellular component: neuron projection membrane. Gene Ontology annotation, biological process: synapse organization. Bases 208 to 1152 code for a protein of 314 amino acids. The transcript has 8 exons. Lineage: Eukaryota; Metazoa; Arthropoda; Insecta; Diptera; Syrphidae. The record is from RefSeq and is a predicted model, not a curated record.
AUACAAUGUAGCAUAGGUGCACGAGUAAUAAGGCAAUGUUACCCAAAGUGGCGUAAAAGAACUCUUUUCCACUCACACACCAUCCACACAAGCUAUCGGAGGUGGUAGCUGGAAGCUGGAUGCCCUAAAGCCAGAUACAGAGGAUUUCAAUUAAAAAUAAUAAAUAUACACACAAAGCUCAUCCUUUCACAUACAACAUUUCGCAUCAUGGUUCUCAGACUUCUUUGUAUAAUGGCAAUAUUUUAUCCAGUUAUUCCAAUUGCUCGAUCAACAACAACACCACUUAAACGUCCGAAAGCAGGUGAUCCAUUCGAUUUGUUUCCAAAAAAUUUCUGGCAGGAAUUCUCAUCACCGUUCACAGAUACUCCGGAUGAUGAGGAAUUUCACGUUGUUGAAGCCACAACACACGAACCAUUUCCAUUUUUCGCUGAACCCUAUACAACAGUCAAUGUUAGCGCUCAACUGGGAACAAAUGUUUAUCUGCAUUGUCGUGUAAAUGAUCUCCAAGGAAAAACAGUUUCUUGGAUGCGAAGAAAAGGAGAUGACUUAACUUUGAUUACAUUUGGAAGGCAUACAUACAGCAGUGAUUCGAGGUAUUCAUUUGAUUUUGAGGAGCCCAACGACUGGAAGCUUCUUAUACAAUAUGCUAAUGAACGGGAUGAUGGGCCUUACGAGUGUCAAGUUUCAUCACAUCCUCCUUUAGUGUUGUUGGUUUAUUUAACAGUUAUUGUUCCACACGUCCAAAUUGUUGACGAAAGAGGAUCUUCGACGCCAGAAAAAUACUAUAAAACUGGUAGCACUAUCGAACUACAAUGUGAUAUCACAAAAAUUCCACAACCAUCAUCAUAUAUCACAUGGAAGCACGGAAAUCGAAUGCUUAAUUAUGAUACCAGUCGAGGGGGAAUAAGUGUCAAAACUGAUAUAUUGCCUGGAAGGGUGCUAAGUCGUCUAUAUAUCGCAAAUGCCAAUAAGCAUGAUACUGGAAACUACACAUGCAUGCUUAGUAAUGUUAUCGCCGUAACUGUUGCAGUACACGUUCUGAAUGGUGAAGAACCAGCAGCUAUGCAACACUCUUGUGGGACUACUAUGGGGGUUUCUUCUAUCUGGGUUGUGUUAUUCGCCUCUUUUAUAGGCUAUUUUUCACUCCGAUGACAGCUUUAAGGUUCAACGUAAUAAAUAUAAAAAAAAUAACAAGAUAUAUGAAAACCACAAUUUUAUCUCCAAUAGGUUGUUUUAUACACAAAGAUAUAAUAGUUAUAAUUAAAAAUAAUUCUUAAUAUACAAAACGAAAAACAUUUAAAAAAAAAAAAACUAAUUAGGAUAUAUUUACAUAUAGAAAGAGAAAGUGAGAGAAAUAAACAAAAUAAAGAAAAACAAGGAGUAUGAAGGACAACAUACAUAUGAAUUAUUACGAUUUAUUUUAUAUUGAAAUUUUUUUAGAAAAUACGAUACGUGUAGAAAAAUUAUUAUAAAAAAAAAAACUACUAUAUAAAAAAAAUAAUGUUUAAGUUUGCUAAACAUACAUAAUUAU